AUGGUUGUCCCUCUUAGUCAAUCUCUUACACUUUCUAAUGGUAAUAAAAUGCCAGUUUUUGGACUUGGAACUUGGCAGUCCGCUGAUGGUGAAGCUGAGGCUGCUGUUAGAUGUGCUUUAGACAAUGGUUAUCGUCUAAUCGAUACAGCCAAAUGUUAUGAAAAUGAAUCUGAAAUUGGUAAUGUUCUUCAAGAAUAUUUUAAAUCUGGAAAAUUAAAAAGAGAAGAAGUUUUUAUAACAACUAAAUUAUGGUGUACACAUAAUAGAAAAGAAGAAGUAGAAUCUGAAUUAAGAGAUUCAUUAAAAAGAUUACAAAUUGAUUAUGUUGAUUUGUAUCUUAUUCAUUCUCCAACAUGUUUUGAUCAUGAAAUGAAGGAACAUGAUGUUAGUGUUAAAGUUGAAGACAUCUGGAAAGGAAUGGAAGAUGUUUAUGAAAAAGGAUUAACUAAAGCUAUAGGUGUUUCAAAUUUUUCUAAUGAACAAAUUGAAAGAAUUAUGAAAAAUGCUAAAAUACCUAUUCAUAAUUCUCAAGUUGAAGCAUACCUUUAUUGGCCACAAUUUGAACAUCAAAAAGUUUGUAAUAAAUAUAAUAUUACUGUUACUGCUUAUGCACCAAUUGGUUCUCCAGGAAGAUUUAAUUUUAAAUUAUGUCAAUUUGAAGAAGGUAAAGAAGCUUUAAGUGAUGAAGUUGCUUUAAAAUUAGCUAAAAAAUAUAAUAAAACAACAGCUCAAAUAUUAUUACGUCAUUUAAUUCAAAGAAAUUUUAGCGUUAUUCCAAAAUCAUCAAACCCACAAAGAAUUAUUGAAAAUUCUAAAAUUUUUGAUUUUAAUUUAACUAAUGAAGAAGUUGAAGAAUUAAAUAAUGUAACAUAUAGACAAAGACUUUUUAAACAAGAAUUUAUGAUAGGACAUCCAGAAGAUGGUUUCAUUAGUGAAAGAUAA
Molecule: messenger RNA, 942 nt
Organism: Strongyloides ratti
Lineage: Eukaryota; Metazoa; Nematoda; Chromadorea; Rhabditida; Strongyloididae
Product: Alcohol dehydrogenase [NADP(+)]
Exons: 2
Coding region: 1-942 (313 amino acids)
Cellular component (GO): cytosol
Molecular function (GO): aldose reductase (NADPH) activity
Source: RefSeq, a predicted model, not a curated record